Physella acuta is the source of this 4425-nucleotide messenger RNA. Its product is annotated as cytosolic carboxypeptidase 1. NCBI's taxonomy places the organism in Eukaryota, Metazoa, Mollusca, Gastropoda, Physidae. Gene Ontology annotation, molecular function: zinc ion binding; metallocarboxypeptidase activity. Gene Ontology annotation, biological process: protein side chain deglutamylation; C-terminal protein deglutamylation; proteolysis. The record is from RefSeq and is a predicted model, not a curated record.
GGUCACCGUUUUCAAAAUGGAGGAGUUUGAUUUAUGUAGCAACCGCGUAACAAUUACAAUAUCAAACCAUCAUUGAUAGGUUAGGGUGUUGGGAAAUUGUGUAAAGUGAAAUGGCGAGGUGGUAAACUGCGAGAAGAAAAUGCAAGACAUACCUGCGGAAUCACGGAACUAAAAUUGGUGCUUUUGAUAGAACCAGUAUCUACAAUGAGUUGCUCAACAUCAUCUGAAGCUGACAGAUUGGUAGACAGAAGCAGACUAAACUACUGGGUCCAGCACAUUGCCAAGAUAAUGAAUAAAAACCAAAGGAAAGUUGGUCUUGAAGAUGUCCAUCAGAUACGUUUUGCCAGCCUCAAGUUGUUGCAGUGUCUUCAGCAGCUAGACAAACCUAGUAAAGAUGCUUUUGUAAAGAAUGUUGUAGCAGUGGAUACAUUGAUUUCUGUUUUACAGGCUGUAACAUGUGAACAGACCCUGUCUAACAUGGUCAGCAUCUUCAUAGAUAUUGCUGGUAAACAGCCAUCCAACAGACGCAUCUCAGUGCUGGUCAGCCAUGGAUUGACCACAGUUUUAUUUCAGAUCUUAAAGUUAGCUCACACCAAUGAUCUACUCAUUUCUGAUGAUUUGCUCAUUGACAUUCAUGUCCUACUCAGUAGGAUAGGCCACAAAGAUCGCAAGUUUGCAGUGAAGGCGCGUCUUCACCAGAGCUUGAUGUUGACAUUAAACUUGGUCAAGUCGCAUUCUCACAACUUUAGAAAUCUACAGGCACUUCUUCAAGUCUUAAAACUCUACACCAACAAUAGUGUCAAUGCAUCUUACCUUGGGAAACACAAUGCAGUCAACUGUAUGCUGAAAAUUUUGAGCCUGUGUGGGAAGAGACACACAGUGGACCUAAAGCUGGCCCUGGAGAAUUUGUUUCACUUGACCAAGUCCAAAAGCAAUGCAGCAAGACUGAUUAGUGUGGAGGGAAUAGCUCAACUUCUUGAGCUCCAUUCAGACUGGCAGCAGUUGGACAGCAAGUUGAGGAACCUGGCCAUCCGACGCAGUAUCCUUCUCAUCCUUAAAAACAUCACCAAUCUAAGAGCUGGGCGUAAAGCGUUUGUUGAAGCCAAUGGUAUUCGUGUUUUGUAUGAGAGUGCUCUGGAGGCCAGCGACUGCCGUGACAUGGAGGGUCUGAUACUCCUGGCUAGCAUCAUACUCCGCAAAUGUUGCCCCAAGAACAGAUUACCUUUGGAGUCCUCAUUUAGUCCUGUUGUCUUUUCAUUGCCUCCAUCUGCAGUGCACACACCAGAAUGUUUUCAGCUACCAGAUUAUCCUGGCCAUUGUAAAGGGCAAGCUUCUUCUAUAGCUUCAGCAGGACACACAUCUUUGCUGACCUCUGACCCCACCUCACCAGAAGAAUUAUCAUCUACUAAUGAGAGAUAUUUGUCUCAUAAAUUUGAACAGUUUUGUGGUGCUUUUUACAGUUUAAUGGCUCCAGCAUCUUCCAACCCAUCCCAAAAUAAAUCCUAUGGUGAAAUUGGAGAGAGCUCAGGUGAAGAAGAUGAUGAUGACAUAGACAGUGAUGAUGAAAGAUUUAGAACAGACCCUGAAGAGACAGAUGAUGAAGUACCAGAUCCAAGAGAAACAAGAACGUUUGAAGACUUACGCAUGUAUGAUCAGUUUUUCCCUGAACUUCUACAUUUGGAGCCUCCCCCUCCCAAAGUGGUGCCCCUGGCCCUGCCUGUCCUACAGAGAUCUCAGUCUGGUCUUGUGGGCCACCCCAGCCCUGGCUUGACCCCCAUGAAACAUGUUUGCUCUGAUGCCAGUCUCUAUGUCAAGCAAAAAGGUCUCUCUAGAUAUUUACAACAACAUCUUUCAUUUGACAGAGGUAGUGUCAGUGCUAUCAAUGUAAAAACAGGAGCUUGUGUCAUUUCACUGGAUACCGGACUCUCCCCAAGCAGGCAACAGUCUAAAGGGAAAAAAAAAUGUUCACGCCACAAUAUCAAAGCAACCCUUGGGUUAGUUGAUGUGACUGACGGUUCAUCUCUUCUCAGAUCUUCAUCCCAAGAUAUACCUGCACCGAGUCUGGAGGAUGAGAUGGCAGAAGAACUGUUGAGCCACGAUGCAGAUCUCUACAGCCAGAUAGCUGCUGACACGCACAGUGUCCUCAAGUUUCAGAAGCUGGCAUUCCCAGAUUUAUAUGGGGUUAAAGGUCACUACAAGUUGAUGGAGCCAUUAGCUAGUCGUAGAUUUGGAGUUCAAAGGUCCAAGAUCUUUGAAGACAUUGAUCGCAUGAUCCACGCGGACCAGCUGCUUGACCGUGUGGUGUAUGACCUGGACAAAAUCAUUUCAGAACAAGCAGACGUCAGCCAGGCCAACCAGCUGUCCAACAAUGAUGAACUUAGGUUAGGGUUUGUGGACCCACAUUCUGAUUCUCUGAAAUUUAACGCCCAGUUUGAAUGUGGAAAUUUACGUAAAGUUGUUCAAGUUCGCCAAUUUGAAUAUGAUUUGAUCUUGAGCCCAGACAUCAACUCUAACCAUCACCAUCAAUGGUUCUACUUUGAAAUCAGCAACAUGAGGAAAGAUCAAAGCUACCGGUUUAACAUUGUCAACUGUGAAAAGCUAAACAGUCAGUUUAACUUUGGCAUGCAGCCAUUGUUGAUGUCUGUGAUGGAAGCUUUAGAGGGCAACCCAUGUUGGGCUAGAGUGGGCUAUGACAUCUGCUAUUACAGAAACCACUUUCUGCGCAAUGCCACCACCACUGGAGGUGUUCAGGGAAAAUCUUACUACACAGCAACAUUCAGCCUUGUCUUCCCUAACACUGGGGACAUCUGCUACCUGAGUUACCACUACCCAUAUACAUACACAGCUUUAAAGACACAUUUAAAGCAAUGGGAGAACCACUUUGAUGCCAGCCAAAUAUUUUACCGCCAACAAACUCUGUGCACCACCUUAGGAGGUAAUGAUGUUCCAGUUCUGACCAUCACAGCACAGCCACACAGCUUGGACGCAGAGGGACUAGAAGAGUUCAGAAGUCGACCAUACAUUUUUUUAACCAGUCGCGUCCAUCCAGGAGAGAGCAAUGCCAGCUGGGUCAUGAAAGGAACAAUAGAUUUUUUACUGAGCAAAAAAGGGCAAGAUGUGAGAGAAAAUUUUAUUUUCAAGAUUGUUCCAAUGUUAAACCCUGAUGGCGUUAUAAAUGGAAGCCAUCGCUCAUCUCUGGUUGGAGAAGAUUUGAACCGCAGAUGGGGUAAGCCGUGUUCUAUACUGCACCCAACAAUCUAUCACACAAAAGGUCUUCUCCAGUAUCUCAGUGCUAUCAACAAACCCCCAUUGAUAUACUGUGAUUACCACGGGCACUCGAGAAGAAAAAAUAUCUUUAUGUAUGGCUGCAGCCCCCACCAGACCUGGCAACCUAAUGAAUCUAAUGCUGGCAGUAAGGCCAGUGACCAGUGCUACAAGCAGCUACCGCGUCUUCUUCAAGGCAGUUGUCCCUCUUUUUCCCUACAAAACUGUAGCUUUGUAGUUGAAAAGGUGAAGGAAAGCACAGCAAGGGUGGUGGUCUGGAGACAGAUUGGUGUCUCGAGGUCCUAUACUAUGGAAGCCAGUUACUGCGGAUGUGAUCAAGGCAAAUAUAAAGAUAUGCAAAUGAACACUGAAAUGCUUGAAGAAAUGGGCCAGAAAUUGUGUGAAACUUUGAACCAGUUGCCCCGGCUUAGAGGUGAACAACAAAUGCCUGCACUGGACUCAGCUUCUUUUAUAGGGACAUCUGAAGAUCCUUGUGAUGAACAAUUUGGCAGCAGUUCAUCAUCACUAAAGAAAAAAAGUGUGAUGGAUUCAGAUGAAGAUGAUUCUGUAGAAGAAUGUGAUGAAGAAUUUGAUGAAGAUGGAUGACAAUCUAGUGUCUCCAUCAAAGCAGUGUUUUAUUAUUUAUUUUAAAAAAAGCAAAAUUGAUGUUUUGUUUUCUUCUAGAUUCCACUGUAGCUCUUAAUCUAGAAAGUCUUCAGUCAGUCAUACAAAGUAUAACUUUAAUUACACUAACUUUUAUUCUAGAAAUUAUUCAGUCACACAUAGUAUAACUUUAACAAUUGUAACUCUUAAUCUAGAAAUCAUUCAGUCUGUCCUAUAAAGUAUAGCUUAAAUAAUUACUGAAUCAUAUCAAACUUCAAAUAAAGAUAAUUUCUAAGUUCUAGAAAUAGUCUACAAAAUUACUAAUAGUUCUAGUUUUGUUAAUGAGCUUGUAAAAAUUACCGGUAUACAUGAAUUUUUUAGUUGUUUGGACAGUUGCUCAACAUAUCUUUUGUUAACUUGGUAUACUCGUGUAUUAAGGAAGUUAUAUGACAAUAUGACAUGACAAGGAAUUUUAAAAAUUAAAAACAAAAUAAAAAACUUAAUUUUAAAAAUGUGUGUUGUUAUACAGAGGAAACUACCUGAAUUAAAUACAUUAUA